Molecule: messenger RNA, 5714 nt
Organism: Macadamia integrifolia
Lineage: Eukaryota; Viridiplantae; Streptophyta; Magnoliopsida; Proteales; Proteaceae
Product: AAA-ATPase At2g46620
Exons: 4
Coding region: 371-1852 (493 amino acids)
Molecular function (GO): ATP binding; ATP hydrolysis activity
Source: RefSeq, a predicted model, not a curated record
CACCAGACCCAACUGUUCAUCAACCAAACACUUCUGAUCCCAAUUAAAAUACAAUUCUCGCUGUCCAUGUUUUCCUCCUUAUUUGAUCCCCCUGUGUGUUCUCCGCCAUUGACUGAUUAAACUCGCCGGCAAGAGCCGUCUCACCAACGCCACCAAAAGGGAUUGAUCGAUUCCUUCAAAGUCUUCAAGAACGUCUCUCUCAUUCGAAGACUUUUCUUCUCUUAUCUCCUCCAAUUUCAUGGAUUUUCGAACAAGAAUUUCAACUCAAACACCCCUGAUCGAGCUCACGAGUCGUCUCACGAUGCAAUAAAAGCUUCUUCUUCUUCUUCUUCUCCGACGAAGAUUCUGAGGACUGCAAUUGCCGGGAAUCAUGCUUCCUACCAAUCCGAUUUCCAUUCUUUUUGUGGUAGCAGGUGUGUUCGUGCUCCUUCGAGUAUUCUUAAGAGGUACGACUCUCUUGUUUCUAUUGAAGAAAUGGUGGAGAUCGAUUGACGAUCGGUUUCAUGUGUAUCAGUUCUAUAAAGUUCCUGAAUAUAACCAGAGUUUUCAAGAGAAUCAAUUGUACAGAAAAGUUUCUACCUACCUGAGUUCAUUGGCUUCGAUCGAAGACUCGGAUUUCGCAAACCUUUUCGCCGGCAAGAAAACGAACGAUAUUGUCUUACAUCUCGAUCCCAACCAGACAGUCCAUGACAUUUUCCUUGGCGCUCGAGUCUCUUGGAAGAACGAAACGAGAAAUGAUGGAACAAACAUUUCCAGGACGUUCAUUUUGAAAAUCAAGAAGAGAGAUAAGCGUCGGAUCCUUCGUCCUUACCUCCAACACAUCCAUUCCGUCACCGAUGAGAUCGAACAGAGGAAGAAGGAGGUCAAGCUCUAUACAAAUGCCGAAACAGAAUAUCACUAUGCCGGCGGACGGUGGAAAUCGGUACCGUUCACGCAUCCUUCCACACUGGACACCGUCGCCAUGGAUUCCGAUCUCAAGAACAAGGUGAAGUCUGAUCUAGAGUCGUUUCUCAAAUCAAAGCAGUACUACCAUAGACUCGGUCGCGUCUGGAAGAGAAGCUACCUGCUGUACGGUCCGUCGGGCACUGGGAAAUCAAGCUUCGUGGCCGCCAUGGCCAAGUUCCUCUGUUACGACGUGUACGAUGUUGAUCUCUCAAAAGUCUCCGACGAUUCGGAUUUGAAGAUGCUCCUCUUACAAACUACGAGUAGAUCGGUCAUCGUGAUAGAGGAUCUCGAUCGGUUCCUCGACGAGAAAUCGACGGCUGUUAGCUUGUCUGGAGUUCUGAACUUCAUGGAUGGGAUAUUUUCGUGUUGUGGGGAAGAGCGAGUGAUGGUUUUCACAAUGACUAGUAAAGAAAACAUCGACCCAGCCAUAUUGAGACCUGGAAGAAUCGAUGUCCACUUACAUUUUCCUCUCUGCGAUUUCUCCGCUUUCAAAACCCUGGCCAACAGUUACUUGGGGCUCAAGGAUCACAAGCUCUUCCCUCAAGUGGAGGAGAUUUUCCAGGGCGGAGCGACUCUGAGCCAGGCGGAGAUCGGAGAGAUAAUGAUAGUUAACAGGUGUUCGCCCAGUCGAGCACUGAAGUCUGUGAUUAACGCGCUUCAAACUACCGGUGACGGAAGAAGAGGUUCGGGGAAGCAAGGGCAGCGCUUGAGCGAGAGCGCGUCAGGGAGCGGGCGAUUGGGUGACGAUUCAAGGGAUUCAAGUGGUAAUGGAGUUAUUUGCAGGGAGAGCGUCCAUACUGUGAGAGAGUUCAGGAAACUCUACGGUCUAUUGAGGAUGAGGAGCAGCAAAAGAUCGGUACCUUUCGACCUCUGUUCGGUGGAGAAGGAGAAGGAGAAGGAAGGUUGACCACUCGAAGUCACCACGUGUCCGGGCACCUCCGACGAGUCGGUGGUGGUGGUGGUCAUCCAUUCUGAUUCUGGGUAGUGGAUUUUGUCAUCCAACGUUUCUUAUGCAUUCUUUCUAUCAAAUGAUUCCAGAGAAUAAGAAUAUAGCAUGAGUCUUUCUUUCAAUCUUCUGAUCGAACAUCGAAGAGAUGCACAUGCUGUUCAUACAUGCAAUUGAAAGUUGUUGACCCACACGGUUCUGAUCACCUCUAAUUUAUUUAAUGGUUGGGAUGUUUUCCAUGGGGUGUGACUGAUUUCCUGGAACAGUUAAAGGGCUUCUCUGAGACCCAUUUUCCACCAUGCUGGCCUGGGCUGGAAUAGGAUUGAUAAUGAGAAAUGGGAACUUGAAAUCGUUAGACUGCCUUCAAGAAAUCCAUUCCAAGGGCCUAUGGGCUUGUGCUUUCUCCACUGGUGCCCCUGUCAGUACUGCUCCCAAGAGAGUUUGAACUCACAAUGGUAACUGUCACUGCAACAAGCUCUUGGCUGCUUCAUGAUCUGUCUUCAAUAAGUUCUUUGGAGCUGAAAUAGUUUGAACCUGAGAUUUUCAGUUGUGUGACACGCUUGAUGCUGUGCUUGAUGUUGGGGAUGUCUAUGAUCCACCUGAACUGUUAUUAUCAUCACAAGGAGAGUUUUGAUGAGGUUUUUGAGGAUGGCUUCACUUCCAAGCUCAGUAAUGCAGGGACCGUAGUUUGUCGAGUGAGAUUUUGUUGCACUGAGACCAAUUUGAUGCAUGUUUCUUGCUCUAGCGUUAUGGGAAGGAGAUAACCGUAGGAACUUCGAGUAGAUGAAUGGCACCUACAACGGUUUUUCCUAGCCAUCUAUAAAAUCUUCAUGGAGGUAAUGAAAACUCUCUCUUUCUCUCACACACACAUAUUCAAGAUUUUGUUAACAUCAUUGACUGCCUGAUUAAAAUUGUCUUUCGAUUAACCAUAGGAGAACCAUCUUCACUGUGUGCUUUUUUCAGUUAUCAAGGUGGCUAUAUUCAUCUUUCUGUAGAUAGAACUUUUUCUGACCAGGAGUAGAAUGGCUAAUAGUGAAAGGAGUUUAAUGCAUCUGAUUGUGAGAUGAUUAAAUUACAAUCUUUGACAAGCUCUUUAGAUAUGGAAGUAAAACCAAGUGACUUUGCAGAACUGGAAUUCCACUGGAACUGAAUUUUAUCUCCGAAGUAUCUGAACAUUAUUUUGAGGAUUUCCAAGGGCAUAUUAAUCAGUCGAAAUACUACAUUAUGUUAUGAGUAUCCAUCCCCAGAAAUGCGACUUUAGUUGCGAUCUUUGGUGUACCUUUCUAAUUUUUGUAUGUACUCGGGUUUUUAAAGGUUGACGAUGUAGUUGAGGUGACUACUUGGUAUAAGUCAAUAUAGAAGUUGAAACAAUUUUAAAUGCAUACAAACACAUUUAUAUAAAUGUGCUCCUAGCUGAAUCAAUAAAUCUGUUGAGGAGCUUCAGUUAGAAAUUUUCUCACAAGAUUCAGUGUUAUCAAUUAUAAAACAAAGUGCCAAUUUACAACCUAAGACUUUUAAGCAGGGUACAUGGAGUAAGUUACACACCAUGAAGUAAGUGGUUCAUGAAUAACAUAAGUUAGGAGCUUAGACUGAGUGGCCAAUUUUCAAAGGCAAUGUCAAAUUCUAAUAUUGCUAACCUGUUCCUGGCUUGGCAUUAUUCUUCAUUUACAAGGAAAAGCAAAAGCGAAAGGAAACAGAUGAUCAAAAACAGAAACGAAGUAGGACACAGCUAGAUGGGAGGGACUGUUCUAAUCCCUCUUAAACUUGUUGAGUUCCUUAUCCUGCCAUUUCCACACUUUUGUUGGCAAUCAUGUAGAGGAAAAAUAGUUUAAAAAAAAAUGAGUAAAAUGAAGGAGAUUGGAGGGUAGGAAUCAACUGUGAAAGUCAAAAUCUUGGAGGGACGGUGUUUGAUUUGUUUCAUCCUCAGUUUUCCACUGGAACACUACUUGGGGUUUUGAAUUCUAUUGAAAGUGGAGUUAUCUUUGAAUGGGACUUUUGUAGUUACCAUUUCGAGAAGAACUGAAGCAAAACACCUUAUAGGUUUCCUUUUUGUAAGUCUGUGAGAUCUAUUUUUUGAUAUACAGCUUCUUUGGAAUUAAAAGGGUACCGUUUCAUCACAAUACAAUAUCAUCAGUUUAAAGGUAUGACCAGUGACCACAUGGAUGAAACUGAUCUUCAGUGAUAAUUGGCAACUUUGGAAAUGCUUAAUUUGUAAUAUAGGUAAUCUUUUAAAAUAAUUGGGUAGCAUUCUGAUUUUACAUUUAAAAAUUAGGAUUGUAGAUAAUUAUCCUCUAUUUCUAUAGUUUUAUAAUUACACUCUAUUUCUAUAUUUUUAUCUCUGUGCAUAGUCUUUUCCUGGUUGGUAUAUAGUUUCUAUUGCUUGCAUAUUCAUAGUUGACAAGCUAUCUGCAAGAAAGUGUAAUAAAGACUCCGAAAAACAAGAGUCAGUUUUAUGGUUUUCUAAAUAUUUUUUCUUAACCAUUUAGUAAUAUGGCAACACAUUUUUGAAUUUAGUGUCAAUGAGAAAUGGGGACUAUCAUCAAUGAAGCAUAAUAAUUUAAAAUAAGAGGGUGAAAAUCAUCUUGAUUUUUGGCGUUCAGUAAGAUUUUGGGAUGGCUGCAUUGUUCUCCUGAUGGGCAAGGAACUUUAUUUUUGAGUUCUUAUCUAAUUUUGACUGCCCACCUGUUAGCAGAGACUAGCAUUUGUAGUGGGAUCAAUUCCACUGGAUGCUGAAUCAACAUUUUCUAUUAAUGAAGUCUCCACAUUAAUAUUGUCCUCAAUACUGCUUUCAGAAGUAGCUUCGGUAAUUUCUGGAUAUGAACAAUAUCCUUGAUUAUACUUGUAUGGCUUUUAGGACUACUAUCACCCCUCAUUUCUGACCAUCAACAACUCUAUAAUCCCUGUCACCAGAGGCUAACAGUACUUUCUGCUGCACAGUUAAGUGGCUCCCUCUGUGGUUUCAUUCCUGUGCAAAUCAAAAUAUUCAGAUAAAUACCCAAAAAUACUUUAGUGAGAAGGAGAUAUUGCUAGUCACUUCUUUUAUGGUUCAACUCUAAAUAAUUAAGUUUUACACAAAAUUAUGAUUAGAGAAGUUCCUCUUGCUAACUAGCACUAGGAUUAUGGAGAUGGACACCAGUUCUGAUAAACGUUCGCCAAGAUGAAAAAAGAACCUAUAAACCAAAGUAAACUCAUUUGAAGAUAAAAAUUGUUGAUUGUAAACAUAAAAUGGAAAUUCACAAGAGAAAAAAUUAUAUAUGCAUACACACCAUAAGUGGAAUCCUAAGAACAAACGUAGGUUGUUAUAGAAAUAACAUAACUGCAGCUUACUUCGUAUAAACUCAGGAUUUUGUUUUGUCCCAGGAAAGAUGCCACAGAAGGCAAAUGCAGCAUGCCUAGCAAUAUCCUAGUCUGUACAUUUGAUGCAUAUUGGAGGAUGAAGAAGAAAAGGACCAAAACAAUGUUCAUGCGGUACUGUUUACCUGAACAGUGGUGUGAGGGCCAUGUCGACAGCUGGCUUGGAUGAGAUGCUGCCAAUAUUUGUCAGGGACUCAGGAUAGUACAUAUUAGUCUAUUUCAGUAGUUUUCAUUUAGUUAGGAUGAGUCUGAGUUGUUGUUGUAGUCUAUUUCAGUAGUUUUAUGUUCUUUCAUUGUUAUUGAGUCAAUAGCUAAAGCUUCUAUUUUUCCAUCAAGUCUAUAUUUUUAUGUUAGUUUCUUUUUCUGUUUUAUGGGCAGCUAGGAAGCAUCUCCAUGCUAUUGGGAGUUGCUAAUUUGCAAUGACUAUGUUAAGCAUUAUAAAUAAAGAGAAUGGGCUCCUAUUGCCCAC